UUUCCCUCUAUUAGCCAAGAAAAACUUUGCAACUUUCCUUCGCUUGCAGAGAAGAGCUGCUGCUGCUGGGUUUCAUUUUGGUUUUUUAAUUUGAGGUCACGUGCACGUUGGCAGUGUCUUUGAAUCUAAGCGAUGGUCUCGUCUCUAGCUUAGAAAGAGCUUUUGAGCUCUUCCCUCUGUUGUUUUCUCUCUGUUCAGGAACAAAGAGAUUUUUCUGCCUUUAAUUAAAAGGAAUAUUAAUUCUCUGCUCCUUUGUUGAGCGACUUGAAGACACUCUGCAAACGUCCGUCUGCUCAGCACUGCGGUGGGGUGAGCUCUGCUAUGGUACGGGGCAUGGAGAUAUGGGGGAACCAUCCCAAAACCCCACGGCAAACACGGAGCAGCAGCUGGGGAGGAUGCUGACAGCCCCGGCGCCCGCGGUCCUCGGGUGAGGAGCCCCACGGGGCCGAGCUGCCACCCGGGGCGGGCGCUUGGGUCUCUGGAGGCGGAUAAAGCAGGUCCCCGCACGGCGUGUUUCCUCACAGGGAGAAGUUUUGAGCGUUGCUUUUGCUGUGGUUGGGGAGGCAAGCGGAGAUGAACUUGGCUGUGCAAAGGGAUUUUUCCCUGCCUGCUGCCUCCCGGCAGGCCCGGCCGGCGUCCGUGCUGGCAGAUAACGCGGAGACGCGAGCUGCCACCAUGCCCGACUCGCCGGCCGACGUGAAGACGCAGUCCAGGUCCACGCCGCCCAGCAUGCCUCCGCCGCCGCCGGCCAUCACGCAGGGAGCCACACGCCACCCCUCCUUCACGCCAAACACCAAUCGAGACGCUGGCCCUCCGACGUUUCUGCCUCGCGGCCGUUUUCAUGGUUGCUUGAAAUGGUCGAUGGUCUGUCUUUUGAUGAACGGGAGCAGCCACUCGCCGACCGCCAUCAAUGGGGCCCCGUCCACCCCCAACGGGUUCAGCAACGGGCCGGCCACCUCCUCCACCGCCUCCCUCUCCACCCACCAGCUCCCACCGGCCUGCGGCGCCCGCCAGCUCUCCAAGCUCAAGCGCUUUCUCACCACGCUGCAGCAGUUUGGCAACGACAUCUCCCCCGAGAUCGGGGAGCGGGUGCGCACCCUCGUCCUGGGGCUCGUGAACUCCACGCUCACCAUCGAGGAGUUUCACGCCAAGCUCCAGGAGGCCACCAACUUCCCGCUGCGACCCUUCGUCAUCCCCUUCCUCAAGGCCAACCUGCCCCUGCUGCAGCGGGAGCUGCUGCACUGCGCCCGUAUGGCCAAGCAGACCCCGGCCCAGUACCUGGCCCAGCACGAGCAGCUGCUGCUGGACGCCAACGCCUCCUCGCCCAUCGACUCCUCCGAGCUGCUCCUGGAGGUGGGCGAGAGUGGCAAGAGGAGGACGCCAGACAGGACCAAAGAGAACGGUUUGGACCGAGACCCUCUGCACCCCGAGCACCUCAGCAAGCGGCCGUGCACCAUGAGCCCGGCGCAGCGCUACAGCCCCAGCAACGGGCUGAGCCACCCGCCCAACGGGCUGGGGCACCCCCCCGCCGCCCCCCCCCCGCCCCAGCACUACCGCCUGGAGGACAUGGCCAUGGCACACCACUACCGCGACGCCUACCGCCACCCCGACCCCCGGGAGCUCCGCGAGCGCCAGCGGCCCGCCGCGGCGCACGGGACGCGGCAGGAGGAGGUGAUCGACCACCGGCUCACCGACCGGGAGUGGGCGGAGGAGUGGAAACACCUCAACAACCUGCUGAACUGUAUCAUGGACAUGGUGGAGAAGACGCGCCGGUCGCUGACGGUGCUGCGGCGGUGCCAGGAGGCUGACCGCGAGGAGCUCAACCACUGGAUCCGGCGCUACAGCGACGCCGAGGACAUGAAGAAAGGCAGCCCCCCCUCCGCCCGCCCCCACAACAGCUCCUCCGCCUCCGAGGCACCCCAGUUAGACGCUCACCGGGAGUUCACGCCGCGGCCCCUCUCUGGGUACAUGCCGGAGGAGAUUUGGAGGAAGGCUGAAGAAGCUGUGAACGAGGUGAAGCGUCAGGCCAUGUCUGAGCUGCAGAAGGCCGUGUCGGAUGCCGAGCGGAAAGCCCACGAGCUGAUCACGACGGAGCGAGCCAAGAUGGAGCGAGCCCUGGCCGAGGCCAAGCGCCAGGCUUCGGAGGAUGCCCUGACCGUCAUCAAUCAGCAGGAGGACUCCAGCGAGAGCUGCUGGAACUGCGGGCGCAAAGCGAGCGAGACCUGCAGCGGCUGCAACACCGCCCGCUACUGCGGCUCCUUCUGCCAGCACAAGGAUUGGGAGAAGCACCACCAUGUCUGCGGGCAGACUCUGCAAGGGCUGCCGGCCCCCGCCGCCCCCACCGCCGGCGUGGGGCUGCCACCGGGUCCAGGGCAGCCCGACGGGGUGGCCACCAUCGCCAGCAGCCCCAGCGAGACGGGCUCGGCGGCCGCUUCCCGCGCCGGCACGCCGGCUACCCCGGCUCCGCUGGAGAGCACGUCCCGCUGAGCCGCCCUCGGACUGCCGCCGCCGCCGCCGCCGCUGCUACCACCGCUCUCCAAAAGACACGGACUGCACUCGAUGCAAUUUCCUCAGCUACCUGACUCGUGUGACCUCCGAAACGACCUCUCUAGCUCUCACAAAUAAUCCUCACGGAUCCUCAAACUGGGCUUUAAGUGGAGUUAAGGCAAAUACCGGUCUUCUCUGUUCUCUCUUCGGUCUUUGUUUUGGCUUUUUUUGGUUGGUUUUCUAUCGGUUGGGGGAUUGUGGUUCAGGGGUUUUUUUUGUUGGGCUUUUUUUUUUGUUGUUGUUGUUGUUGUUUGGGGUUUUUUUCCUUUUUUCUUUCCGGAUGAGGGAUUUUGCUGCAGCCUCGCCAUGCAUGACGCGGGGAAAGGCUGGCCCAGCCCUGGCCCGCAUCGGCGCUGCUGAGGGGCUCGCUUGCAGGAGGAAAGAAACUUCUUCUCUUCGUCUCUCUCUUCCUUUUUUUUUUCUUUUUCUUUUUUUUCUUUUUUUCUUUUUCUUUUUUUCUUUUUUUCUUUUUCUUUUUCUUUUUUUCUUUUUCUUUUUUUUUGUAAAAAAAAUAAAGAAAAUAAAAAAGAAAACGUCGGACUCUUUGGCUUUAAGUAAGAAAUUGUAAAAAAGGAAAAAAAAAAAAGAAAAAAAAAAAGAAAAAUCCAAAAACCAGACGACGCCAAGUCAAGCCGCGUGACGGACGCUCACCUGUAACUACCUUGCUAGCUAGCCAAGAACAGACCAGACUCACCUCUGCUCCAAAGGAAAUCCAAAACCAAGGAAGAUCCAAACGUCUCUCCACUGCCAAAGUUCGUUUCGUUCUGUUGUCGCUUCCUUCCCCUCCCUGCAAGGAUGGACGGAUGCGCCCCCGGGGCUUUAAAGAGUUUCUAUUAAAAAAAAAGCAAAAAAAAAAAAAGUGGUUUUUUAAAAAAAAAAAAAAAAAAAGCAAGCCCCCGAGGCAUGGGAGGGGGCGAUGGUGGCUGAGAACCGCCUGGGUGGGCGCAGCCGGAGCCGGCACAUCUCUACCUCUGCCCGCCGCCGCCCUGGGAAAAAAGAGAAUUAAAAAAAAAAAAGAGAUUAAAAGACAGAUUUUGGUUUUCUCCCUUCCUGAAGCCGUCGGGAGCUGCCUGCGGCCAGAACCCCCCCCAGCCCCCCGCUGCCGGGCUGCUCCCACACCCCGCGUUGGAUUUAUUUUGCAAGGAUUUUUAAGAGGAAAAAGGAAAGGAAAGGAAAGCGAGCGCAACCUCCUUCCUGGCCGAGGAGGCAGCCAAGGACGAUGUUGAUUAUUUUGUAUUUCUCGCAUCAUUGUACAAAGCGCAGAGGACGGGAGUGCAAUACGGAAAGUCCCCCGGCUCCGAGGAGGGAAGCCCCGUGCGGGGCAGGAGUGCUGUACGCUAAUGUGAAUGUAAAUAGUGUUUUGCAGAGGUCCAAAUAAUAAUAAUAAUAAUAAUAAUGAUAGUGAUAAUAAUAAGAGACAUUUGCCAAAUAAAAGAUGAUGAGAACCCGCUGGAGGCUGUGGCGUGGGGGAGCAAGGCCGGUCGGAGGCGAACAGAAGUCGUGUGCUCGCUAGGAGCUGUAGUUUUUCCGCAUUUGCAAAAACCAUCCUGUGUGUUUUCUGUAGGGGAGGAAGAGGAGGGAAGGGCUCGAGGCGGGGUGUUUGCGUUGCCAGUCACUCGUCACCCAGGGGCCCGGCUUGCCCUUCGCAGCUGCCUUGUGCCGUGCCACGCUGUGCCGUGCCGCGCCGUGCCGUGCCGCGCCGUGCCGCGCUGCAGUGGAGCUGGGUGCAUGGGCCACCCCCGAGGCGAUGUUACCGGCCCCGUGCCACCAGCACUGAGCCUUGCUGCAGCUUUGUGCACCCCAAGACAUCGGUGCAUCCCCUUUUUGGGGGGGGGUGUUCUGUGCACCCCAAGGCUUCGGUGCAUCGCCUGGGAGGAGUUCUGUGCACCCUCAGAUGUUGGUGCAUCCCCUGGGGGGUUCCUGUGCACCCCCAGACCUCAGUGCACCCCCCCGUGGGGUUUCUGUGCACCCCAAGACCUCGGUGCAUCCCCCCGGGGGGGUCCCUGUGCACCCUGAGCCUGGAAGCUUUGCCGGCUGCCCCUCGAGUGACUGUUCACUUUAUUUAUGGUGUGACAUAUGUAAUAUUGUCUAUUUUUCUUAUGUUUCCUGAGAAGAGGUAAUAUAUAAGAGUAUUGCAGAUGCACCUGCUGUGGGGCCACCUGCUCUCCCGGGCGUCCAUCCCGGCCCUGCCCUUCCCGCCACGCGUGUCCCCGCGUGUCCCCACGUGCCCCCAGCCCUGCUCCGCACCAGGGCUCUGCCUCUCUACCUCUGCCUCGCCGGGAAACCGUGGACGAGAGCAUUUCCACAGAGUCUGCUCUUGUUCCCCUCCCUUCUGUUUCGCUUUUUUUUUUUUUAAUUUUUUUUUCUUCUUUUUUUUUUUUAUUUUUCUAAAUAAUAAUAAAAAUACCCUACAGAACCUUGCAUUGAAACCAAAAGCCGAGGGAGGGAGGGGACGGGCGGCGUGGCGCUAGCAGACGUCCAAACCAGAAUGACAGCUUUAAAGUUCAUAUUUCCCAAAAAAUUAGUGAUGUGGGGAGGACGGCAGCGGCGGUGUGGCCGUGGGGCCACAGUGAUGCGGGCACGGAGGGGGCCGUGGUGGCCGGGGAGGCGCUGGCCGGAGCGGCGGGCGCUUCUACAGGGUUUUGGUUGGAAGUGGUUUUGGGGCGUGCAGGGGGACGCGUGCCCCGUGCCGUGUCCUUCGGUGGCUUUGUGGCAGCCGGGAGAUGGCAGAUGGGUGAGCCGCGUGGUGCCAGUGCAGCCCGACCGGGGGGUAGGGACACCCCAGCUCGGGGACACUGGGUGCUGGGGUGGCUAGGCACAGCCGUCUGCCGGAUCAGGUCCCCAUGGCCACCCACAGCUCCCCUUCUUGGGUUUCCUCCCCGCCGUCGUGGCUGGGGCUGGGGGACGGUGUUGGCGGCGUGGGGCCAGCCUGCCCGAGGCCAUGGUCCCCACGGGGAGGCAGAGCCCGGGACGCUGGGUGCCGGGUGCUGGCUGUGGCACGGGGCUGGAGGAGGUGGCAGGAGAGACGUGGCUCUCCUCUGGCGCCGAGCGUGGCACUGGGGACCCAUCCCCAGCGGGCGAGGGGCUCUCCAGCUCUUUUCUUGCGUUCCCAACCUGAAAUCCCAGCUGAAACCAAAGUGCCGGGGCCCGGCGAGGCUGGGUGCCCCGGAGCAGGGCUCCCACACCUGCCUGGGCUUUGCUCCAUCACUGCCGGAGCCCCCCGCACGCCCCCCAGCCUCUCCUCACCCUCCUCCUCCGGGGCCUGCUGGGGUCCCCCUUCUUCCUCGGGGUGCCCCCCUGUAUCCCAGCGGGUUUGAGGUCAGGGACAAGAUGCCACCUUGUUCCCAGGUGCCAGGCACUGUGCUGGGGUGUCCCCACCUCGGUGGCAGCCCCAGUGGCUCCUCUGAUGCCGCCAAAUGACCCGGCCCCGGGAGGGAGGUGUCGUGCCGCCGUCCCCACUCGCUCACGGCUGCGCGGGCAGCACCGGUCCCCUGGUCCCGUGUGGGGCUGAGCCCUGCCCGCGUUACCCUGCCAGUCCUGGGGACGGGGAUGCUGGGGCAUGAGGGCUCCUGGGGGGGGCUGGAAACCAGAGCCCCCCACCAGGGCCAGGUGGGCACGGUGGCAGCCUGCCCCGCCCCACCGCGUGGGUUUUGGGGGCCAGCCCAGAGAGAUGACGUGGUAGGACUUUCCUUCGGCAUGCUGUCCCCCCCUUGCUGUUUCCCGCUUUCUCUAAGUGUACUGUAUGUUUGACCUGUGAAAGAUGUAAACUUUAUGAUUCAGGUUAUGUCUGUUCUUAACUCUGUAUCUGUGUAAUAAAGACCAUUUAAU
This is a messenger RNA of Grus americana (Whooping crane), 6375 nucleotides long. It is a transcript of the gene CBFA2T3, whose product is annotated as CBFA2/RUNX1 partner transcriptional co-repressor 3. Gene Ontology annotation, molecular function: transcription corepressor activity. NCBI's taxonomy places the organism in Eukaryota, Metazoa, Chordata, Aves, Gruiformes, Gruidae. Gene Ontology annotation, biological process: negative regulation of DNA-templated transcription; DNA-templated transcription. The record is from RefSeq and is a predicted model, not a curated record. Gene Ontology annotation, cellular component: nucleus.